UAACGCAAUUUGACGAGAAAAUCUAUCGCCUGCAGCAUUGCCAACAGAACAACUAGAGGCGCAGCGAGGAGCGGUGUGAUUGCUCAACUCCGGCUCUCAUUCUUGCAGCAGCAGCACAAAGGAGGUUGUUUGCUUUUUGGGCUCCUGCUAUCUUUUUUUUUAAGCCGGAGCUUCUUGCGUUUACCCUUGUUGCACCCUCUCCAUAUAUUUCCAGCCCGCUUUAGUCAUCGCCUCCCGCCAGAGACGACAGCCGUCGAGAUGUCGGCACCCAAACUCUUCGCGCAGGCCCUGCCCACCCUGAGGCGCGCCCCGAGACUCACUACCGGAGCUAUUGGGAGGCGGGUGCGAUGCUACACUCAAGCUUCCGCCGCUGCGCGGCCGACAAAUUCGAGCCGAGUCGUGCAAGCCGUCGCGCGCCGGUCGCCGGCGUUGAUGCGCGCGCAACGACGAACCUUCUCAGCCUCUCCCGCCGUUUCCCACGGCCACAUCAAACCCCCAAAGCCCGGUGAGGAGCUCUACGUCACCUUCGUCGACAAGGAGGGCGUCGAACACAAGUUUGCCGUGUCCAAGGGCGACAACCUGCUGGACAUCGCCCAAGCGAACGAUCUGGAGAUGGAAGGCGCGUGCGGCGGUUCCUGCGCCUGCUCGACGUGCCACGUCAUCGUGUUGGACCAGGAGUACUACGACAAGAUGCCCGAGCCGGACGACGACGAAAACGACAUGCUCGACCUCGCGUUUGGGCUACAAGAGACAAGUCGGCUGGGCUGCCAGGUGGUCAUGACGCCUGAGCUUGACGGCUUGCGGGUGAAGCUGCCGUCCAUGACGAGGAACCUGCAGUCGAGCGACUUUAAGUGAGGGGCGAACCGAGAACGAGGACGUUUUCUUCUCUCUCUCUCUCUCUCUCUCUCUCUCUCUCUCCCCCUCCCUCUCUCCCUCUCUCUACGACUGGCGUUUUUUUUUUUUUUUUUGCGCGAUGCAUAUGGGUCAUGGAGAUUAUGUAGGAGAUACCAAAAAAGUAACAGCCGGUUGAGGUCCUGUUUCAUCCAUUUGUCCUUCAUAUAUGGCUCGGUGGCAUCUUGAGGCAUCCCCAGAAUUGAGGAUGCAUGCAUUUACAACAUACAUGUACGAUAGUGGAGGCCCCGACGCGGGGCUGUGUACAUAGUUAACCAGAGACCCUGCUCUGCU
Thermothelomyces thermophilus ATCC 42464 is the source of this 1185-nucleotide messenger RNA. RefSeq lists its product as uncharacterized. Gene Ontology annotation, cellular component: mitochondrion. The coding region runs from base 259 to 855 and encodes 198 amino acids. The record is from RefSeq and is a predicted model, not a curated record. The transcript has 2 exons. Gene Ontology annotation, biological process: positive regulation of oxidoreductase activity; P450-containing electron transport chain. Gene Ontology annotation, molecular function: 2 iron, 2 sulfur cluster binding. Lineage: Eukaryota; Fungi; Ascomycota; Sordariomycetes; Sordariales; Chaetomiaceae.